This is a messenger RNA of Perca fluviatilis (European perch), 1440 nucleotides long. RefSeq names its product ras GTPase-activating protein nGAP-like. The record is from RefSeq and is a predicted model, not a curated record. NCBI's taxonomy places the organism in Eukaryota, Metazoa, Chordata, Actinopteri, Perciformes, Percidae. Gene Ontology annotation, biological process: regulation of GTPase activity.
AUUCUAGGGUUGACAAUUGGUGCUUUAACAAAAUAUCUUCACACUUAGAUUUUAGAUAAAUAAUCAUCAGUAAUGUGGAUAUAAUGACUAAGUGAGUAAAGGUGAAUAAAGUCAAGAGGAGACUGUUGUUGGUCCUAGGCUGUGGAAUAGCCUCCCUGUCUCCUUGAGAUCGCUGUCCUCUUUAUAUGAGUUUAAACUCAAACUAAAGUUUUAUCUCUUGGAGCGUGCAUUUCUCUAAAUUCUUACUUUUAUUUAUAUAUAUAUAUUUUUAUUUUUUAUUUUUGCUGUCUGAAGGAUGUUUUAUUCUAUUAUCUUUCCUGACUCUUGUUAUGUGAAUCAGCACAGUGGUCAACUUCUGUUGUGCUAUACAAAUAAAUGAAAUGAAUGAAUAAAUGAAUAGAACAGCUACCAACAGUGUGGUGAGGUCAGAAAAGUACAUCACUUCACUGUAAUGCAGCCUUUAAAACCAGGAAAAGACACUUAUGUCAUAUCACAAUAUCCAAAAUCUAAGACGAUACCAAGUCUCAUAUCACAAUAUAUCCAUAUAAUAUCCAUAUAUUGCCCAGCUCUACUUACAAAUCAGUGAUUUUAGGCUAAAACGACAUCAAAAACACUUAAUUGCAAACAUCACAGCAGGAUGAGACGAUGAAGAUGCCGGGAAGGCCGAUGUAAGAAGGUGAGAAGUGGUGUUUUUAGAUAUGUGAGCUGCGGGAUGUGUGUGUUUUUUUUUGUGUUUCCAGGACAACUGUCGUCGGGCGGAGAACCUGCUGCGUCUGUGGAUCAUCGAAGCCAAAGACCUGCCGCCCAAGAAGAAGUACUUCUGCGAGCUGUGCCUGGACGACGUGCUGUACGCGCGCACCACCAGCAAGCUGCGCCACGACAGCCUCUUCUGGGGCGAGUACUUCGACUUCUGCGGCCUGCCGGCCGUGCACAGCGUCACCGUGCACAUCUACCGCGACGCCGACAAGAAGAAGAAGAAGGACAAGAACAACUACGUGGGCCUGGUGAACAUCCCCGUGGCGGGCGUGGCCGGCCGGCAGUUCGUGGAGAAGUGGUACCCGGUCAGCACGCCGACGCCGAGCAAGGCUAAGGGAGGAGGCCCCUCGAUCCGCAUCAAGUCCCGCUUCCAGACCAUCUCCAUCCUGCCCAUGGAGCAGUACAAGGAGUUCGCCGAGUUCGUCACCAACAACUACGGCAUGCUGUGCUCGGUGCUGGAGCCCGUCAUCAGCGUGCGCAACAAGGAGGAGAUGGCGUGCGCUCUGGUGCACAUCCUGCAGAGCACCGGGAGGGCAAAGGACUUCCUGACGGACCUGGUGAUGUCGGAGGUGGACCGCUGUGCCGACCAUGACGUGCUGAUCUUCAGGGAGAACACGCUGGCCACCAAAGCCAUCGAGGAAUAUCUGAAGCUGGUGGGACAGAAGUACCUCCACGACGCACUCG